Botrytis cinerea B05.10 is the source of this 1024-nucleotide messenger RNA. RefSeq names its product Bctrs23 (gene Bctrs23). Gene Ontology annotation, cellular component: TRAPP complex. The transcript is spliced from 3 exons. Bases 189 to 716 code for a protein of 175 amino acids. Lineage: Eukaryota; Fungi; Ascomycota; Leotiomycetes; Helotiales; Sclerotiniaceae. The record is from RefSeq and is a predicted model, not a curated record. Gene Ontology annotation, biological process: endoplasmic reticulum to Golgi vesicle-mediated transport.
GAACUUUAUACUGUGGGUGUUUAAUGAAUGCGCCGAGUUUGAUAUUCAAUUUCUGAUUCUUGAAUUGUUUGGGCAAAAUAAAAGCAACAUUGCGAAUGCGAAGUCUUCAUUGAAUAAUUGAUCUCUACUACGAAUAACUCCCAACUUCCUCCCUGUCGAUUGCUCCUAAGAGUGUGUCAAAUAUCAAAAUGGUCGUCUUUGCCCUCACAAUAAUAAACAAAGCUGGUGGUCUUAUCUACCAAAAAGAUUUCGCAGAUGGGUUGAACAAAUUAUCUAUAAAUGACUAUCUGGUGCUUGCUGGAACAUUUCACGGUGUCCACGCUAUUUCCACUCGACUAAACCCCAUCCCAUCCUCUCACCUGGCGUCAACAGGUACCUCCUCUCUUCCUUCAACCUCCCACUCCAAAACACUCUCUACCCUCUCCUCGCUCUCCUCCACUCCCACAUCCGACGAUCGACCAGACCCACCCUCCGGCAUCGAAGUGCUCGAAACAACUUUGUUCCGACUCCAAUGUUUCCAGACUCUCACUGGUACAAAAUUUCUCCUAUUCACUGAACCUGGCAUGCCAAAUGUUGAUAGUAUAUUGAGGAAGAUAUAUGAACUAUAUGCGGAUUAUGUGAUGAAGAACCCAUUUUAUCAGUUAGAGAUGCCGGUUAGGUGUGAGAGGUUUGAGAGGGGCGUGGAGAGGUGGGUAAGGGGGGUCAACAUGAGGUAAUCUGGAAGGUGGUUCUGGACAGAUGGAUCCAUGGAUUGACGUGGAGGGACUAACGGACCUGGGGAAAACCGAAGUGGGAUCGUGGGCUCAGAGGUUGUAUUUUCACUGAUUAAAGAAGAAGGGAACAUCACUGGGUAUGGUACUGGAUACAGGAGUACCUGGUCGGAUCUCUCACAUUAGAAUCAAGACGAAGGGAAAUGUGGACAUAAUUUCGGGCAUAGAAGGAGCAUAUUGGGACUUGAGCAUUAUAAUGAGGAUAAAUGCCAUUGUUUCACAGGUCAAAUGUCAAAGGAGUCAAGGAGUACACA